ACCUCCAAAAACACACACACACAAACACAAACACGCUAAAAACACACACUGUACUUAAACAUAUAUUUACAGAGCUCCGUUCCGUAUCGUUCCGUUCCGAUCAGUUUCAAUGGCGACAUCAAAAAACUACUAUCCGAGAUCAAACUACCGCUACAUCUCCGGCGAAAUGAACAGCCAUAACGGAACCGAUUCCGUGUUCGAGCUCGACGAAUCAGACGUCUGGAACGUAACCGCCUCGCCGGAGCUUCGUAAAACCGUAACGAGUUCAAGGAUCUCGAAGAAAUCGUCAUCGCCAGUGGCGGUGAAACGGUCGGAGAUAGGCGGAACGGCGUCGUCGUUGCCGGUCAACGUCCCAGACUGGUCAAAGAUACUGAAGCAGGAUUAUACUCAGAAUAGGAGAGAUGAUGACGAUGAUGAUAUUGAAUAUGAGGACGGUGGAUUUGAGUACGGUAGUCACCGGAUUCCGCCGCACGAGUUUUUGGCGAGACAAAUGGCGAGAACGAGGAUAGCGGCGUCUUUCUCGGUACAUGAAGGAAUAGGACGAACUUUGAAAGGCAGGGAUCUGAGUAGGGUUAGAAAUGCUAUUUGGGAGAAAACUGGUUUUCAGGAUUAAUAUUUUUAUCUUUAAUCCUCCUCCUUUUUCGUAACACUUUUUGGAGUAUUAUCAUUAGAAUUUAAUUAUAUAUCGCGGAUUAUAUGUUAUAGAUGGUGAGAGGGAAUUUUGUAUCAUCAAUUUUGCUUGAAUUAAUUAAUUACUUACUAAUUAAACAUCGUUUUAUUUUGA
Erigeron canadensis is the source of this 784-nucleotide messenger RNA. RefSeq lists its product as uncharacterized. NCBI's taxonomy places the organism in Eukaryota, Viridiplantae, Streptophyta, Magnoliopsida, Asterales, Asteraceae. Bases 110 to 613 code for a protein of 167 amino acids. The record is from RefSeq and is a predicted model, not a curated record. The transcript has a single exon.